Andrographis paniculata is the source of this 1015-nucleotide messenger RNA. RefSeq lists its product as uncharacterized. NCBI's taxonomy places the organism in Eukaryota, Viridiplantae, Streptophyta, Magnoliopsida, Lamiales, Acanthaceae. The record is from RefSeq and is a predicted model, not a curated record. Bases 1 to 900 code for a protein of 299 amino acids. The transcript has a single exon.
AUGAUUUCUGGAUUUGUGAGGACGAAGAGAGCAACUGACCUGUUGGACGAUGAGGCGAGGGCGAGGAUUGUCGGUUUAGAUCGGUGUGGAUCGGACGUCUUCAGCAGCGGGAGCGAACACAGCGGACAGGCGGACGAUGACUUUGAUGCAUCCUCUAGCCUUUCGGAUCCUUUCUUCGGAUUCGGAGUGGAGGAGGCAGGAGAUGAGACACCGGAGAUAGGCGAGUCGGAUUGCGAGCGCGAUCCGUCGAUUUGCGAGUUGAAUUGUGUGAAUGUUGAUUUGAUUGAACGGAUUCUGUUGGAUGAAGGAGAUGUGUUUAAAAAACAGGUUAGGGAUUGCGUUUUGAGAGCUGUGCAGGUGUUUUCGUGCUUGAAAUCGAAUGAACAGAUUAUGAGAAGAAAUGUAAUGGCGUACCUUAGGAAUUGCGGUUGGAAUGCAGCGAUUUGUAAGACGAAGUGGCAGAGCUGCGGCGGACUCGCCGCCGGCGAGCACGAAUUCAUUGAUGUUGUUCGGACGGAAUAUUCCGCAAGGUAUUUCAUCGAUUUAGAUUUCGCGGCGGAGUUUGAGAUCGCGAGGCCGACGAAUUCGUACGAGUGUCUGCUGCAGCACUUACCGAGAAUCUUCGUCGGAGCGAGCGACGAUUUGAAGCAGAUUUUGAAAUUAGCUAGCGACUCGGCGAGGCGGUCGUUGAAGAGCAGCGGCCUCCACCUGCCGCCGUGGCGGAAGCACCGCUUCAUGCAGAACAAGUGGUUCGGACCGUACCGCCGCACGACGAACCUAUUUCCGGCUUCAUUUUCAUCUCCUUCGCCUGAGAAGACGAGCUACAGCUUUAAAUGUCGCGUCGUCGGUUUCCCUCCGGCCGUCGACGGCGACCGUUUAUUCUUUCCCGCCGCUGCCUGAAUAAGAUGAUUGUGAUAUUAUAUUAUAAUAAAUUAACAAAAUAAAAAUAAAAUAAAUACAAUUACCUUUACUUUUUUUUUAAAAAAUACGGAGUACUAAUUUUGCUUUACUAUCA